Messenger RNA from Andrographis paniculata, 1291 nucleotides. Its product is annotated as NADPH-dependent aldo-keto reductase, chloroplastic-like. The record is from RefSeq and is a predicted model, not a curated record. NCBI's taxonomy places the organism in Eukaryota, Viridiplantae, Streptophyta, Magnoliopsida, Lamiales, Acanthaceae. Gene Ontology annotation, cellular component: cytosol. The coding region runs from base 194 to 1141 and encodes 315 amino acids. The transcript is spliced from 7 exons. Gene Ontology annotation, molecular function: aldose reductase (NADPH) activity.
UUAUUGAAUUGAACAUGGAAAAUAAAAAAUUGAAAUCCAAUAAUAAUUUCUUCUAGUUCUAUAAUUUGCUCCCUUCUAUUCUCCGCUUGGUUGGUUGAGAGCGACGACAAUAUUCACUUUGCCAGCCACUCCCGUACUCCUCUCCUCUCGUACGGUAUCCGCUCUCAGUCUCGGGGAAGGGAAGGGCUCAACAAUGGCGCAGGAGAUCCGCUACUUCGACUUGAACACUGGUGCGAAAAUUCCUUCCGUCGGGCUUGGAACUUGGCAGGCGCCUCCAGGUGUAGUCGGCCAAGCUGUUGAAGCAGCCGUCAAGAUUGGAUACCGCCAUAUCGACUGUGCCCGGGCUUAUGGAAAUGAGAAGGAGAUUGGUGAUGCUCUGAAAAAGCUCUUUGAUGAGGGAGUUGUCAAGCGAGAAGAUUUGUUCAUUACAUCUAAACUUUGGUGUUGCGACCACGCUCCUGAAGAUGUCCCUGGAGGAUUGGACAAGACGCUGGAAGAAUUGCAACUCGACUAUGUAGACUUAUACCUCAUUCAUUGGCCAGUGAAGAUGAAGAAAGACUCUGUUGGCUUUGUUCCCCAAAACCUCCUUCCCACAGACAUACCUGCCACAUGGAAAGCCAUGGAAGCACUGUAUGAUUCCGGCAAGGCCCGAGCUAUUGGAGUCAGCAACUUCACAGUAAAGAAAUUAGGAGAUCUCUUAGACGUAGCCCGCGUGGCACCUGCUGUCAACCAGGUCGAAUUGCAUCCGUCGUGGCAGCAGCCAAAACUUAGGGAGUUUUGCAAGGCCAAAGGAGUUCACCUAACUGGAUACUCACCACUCGGUUCUCCGGGCACGACAUGGCUAAAAAGCGAAGUCCUCCAGCACCCGGUCGUAGUCUCCACUGCAGAAAAACUUGGUAAAACUCCAGGGCAGGUCGCGCUUCGAUGGGGACUGCAGAUGGGGCACAGUGUUCUACCGAAAAGCACAAAUCCAUCGAGGAUCAAGGAAAACUUGGAUGUUUUUGGCUGGUCCAUUCCUGAUGACUUGUUCGCCAAAUUCUUCGAUAUGAAGCAGGAAAGAAUGUUGAAAGCUAGUUUUGCAGUGCAUGAGACGCUCAGCCAAUACAAGACUCUUGAAGAAUUGUGGGAUGGCGAGAUUUAAAAACGCGUUUUCACUACGCGUCAUUCUUAAAAUGCGCUUAUAAUGGCUUUUAUGAAUUGCCACUAUUACUGUUCCUCUUGGUUCUUACCAAUUACUCUUGUUAUUUAUUAGUGUUCCAAAUUAUGACCAAUCCAGCUCAAUUUUGUUUUA